AUGGCUUCGAUGUCGCUGAAUUUUAUCUUGUGCGAACCUGAGGAAGUGCUGGCUGCUCGUACAUGCGAGCACCAGAGCCACAAGCUUAAAAGCUCGAGUAUGCCGCUCAAAAACAAUCAUGGAGGUGUUUCAUUUGCUACAAGUCGCAGUUCCAGCUUGGUUUUUGGUCAGCAAGCAGACCCUAGUGACAGAACGUACAAGACAGUAGCAAAAAUUGACAGACGACAACACGCACGCCAACUACAAAAUUUGCGCCAGCGUCGAUACCGUGAACGUAAAAAGUCAAGUGCAUCGGCACUGCAGUCGAAUCUAGAACAAUUACAGCAGGAAAAUUUAGCUUUGGAGGAUGCGAUUCUUGAAUAUUUCAAGUCGCAGGGCAUAGCAACUAUAUCAAACAGACGUACAAUGGAUAUACAGCUAGAAUAG
Messenger RNA from Peronospora belbahrii, 426 nucleotides. Lineage: Eukaryota; Oomycota; Peronosporomycetes; Peronosporales; Peronosporaceae. The record is from the annotation of a GenBank genome assembly.